AUGAGCCAGGAACAGCCACGGAGACGACCUGACCAGUCCUCAGGUCAGGAACCCCUCAAGUACGGCGACGUUUUCAAUGUUUCAGGGGAGUUGGCAUCCCGUCCCGUUGCACCCGGCGACGCUGCCACAGCCCAGGCCGCUGAAAACCUAGUUCUCGGAGAGACUCAGAGGGGCGGCCCGGCUGCAGUCAUGAACUCGGCAGCCACUUACAACGAGCGCGCUGGGCUCGUUGGCCACAAAGAUGCCACAGAAGUAGCCAGAGAAGAAGGAGUGUCGGUUACAGAAGGAAUUAAUCCCGAUGGCAACCGCGUUGUCACUGAAAAAGUUGGUGGACAGGUUGUGGCCCAAUAUGUGGAACCGCCUUUGCCGAUGGGCUCGCCAGGAGGAGCGCUGGACCGUGAUGCAAUUACAAUUGGUGAAGCUCUCGAGGCCACUGCUCUGUCAGCAGGCGACAAACCCAUUGACAAAAGCGACGCCGCUGCAAUACAAGCCGCCGAGAUGAAAGCCACUGGGAGAACCGUAAUAGCGCCCGGCGGUGUUGCCGCCAUGGCUGAGUACGCAGCUUCUGUUAACCCGCGCGACGUCAACAAGACAAAAGUAGGCGAUGUGCUAGAGGAUGCAACUCAGAAGCUGCCAGCUGACAAAGUUGUGACGAGGGAGGAUGCAAAGGCGGUGAUAGGGGCAGAGAUAAGGAACAGUCCGACUAUGAGCACCACUCGUGGAGGUGUGGCUGAAUCGCUGGCUGCAGCCGCGAGGCUUAACCAGAACACUGGAAAAUAA
Molecule: messenger RNA, 780 nt
Organism: Prunus armeniaca (apricot)
Lineage: Eukaryota; Viridiplantae; Streptophyta; Magnoliopsida; Rosales; Rosaceae
Source: the annotation of a GenBank genome assembly